UGUGACCUCUGUGUCGUCAUAUAUUUCUCACACCUUCCUCCAAGUGGGAUUUUGAAGUUUUAGCUGUGGGUCCUGUCUAAGCAUACUAAACAAAUGCUAUGGAGUCAUACGAGAUAGCGCAUUCACUUUCGAUAGUCGCCAGAGAUGACGAGUUGUCGACGACCACUGUGGCAUACUCCCUCUGACAUGAAAGUAAAAGUCCUCUCGAGAAACCCAGACGACUACGUCCGGGAGACCAAACUUGAUAUUCAGCGUGUUCCCAGAAACUAUGACCCUACACUUCAUCCAUUUGAGGUGUGCCGAGAAUACACCCGGGCCCUUAAUGCCACUAAACUGGAUAGGGUGUUUGCAAAGCCUUUUCUGGCCUCAUUGGAUGGACACAGAGAUGGAGUGAACUGCAUGGCCAAGCACACCAAGAGCCUCUCCACAUUGCUGUCUGGCUCUUGUGAUGGGGAGGUUAAAGUAUGGAAUCUUUCCAAACGUGAAUCCCUCCGCACAUUCCAAGCCCAUGAAGGUUUUGUCCGUGGAAUCGCUGUCCGCUUCUGUGGAACUUCGUUCUUCACGGUCGGUGAUGAUAAAACAAUCAAACAAUGGAAAAUGGAGGCCCCAGGUUAUGGUGAGGCAGAGGAGCCACUUAAUACAAUUCUGGGCAAGACAGUAUUCACAGGGCUUGACCAUCAUCAGAAAGAAGGUGUGUUUGCAACAUGCGGCCAGCAGGUGGACAUUUGGGAUGAGAAAAGGAGCAGCCCCAUCCGUUCUUUUACCUGGGGUGUGGACAGCUUCAGCUCUGUCCGUUUUAACCCAGUGGAGACUGAACUUCUUGCAAGCUGCGCCUCUGACAGAAGCAUCGUACUGUAUGACAUGAGAGAAGCAGCUCCGCUUAAAAAAGUUAUCAUGACGAUGAGGAGCAACACAUUGUGUUGGAAUCCAAUGGAGGCUUAUUACUUCACAUCUUGUAAUGAAGACUAUAAUCUUUACACAUAUGACAUGAGACGCUUGAACCAGCCGGUCACUGUACACACUGACCACGUGUCUGCAGUGCUGGAUGUUGACUAUUCCCCCACUGGCAGAGAGUUUGUGUCUGCCAGUUUUGACAAGACCAUCCGCAUCUUCCGCAAGGGUGCUGGCCGUAGUAGGGAGGUCUACCACACCAAACGCAUGCAGCAUGUCAUCUGCGUAAAGUGGUCAGCCGAUAACCGCUACAUUCUGAGUGGGUCAGACGAAAUGAAUAUCCGUCUCUGGAAAGCGAAUGCUUCAGAGAAAUUAGGAGUGCUCGCACCCCGAGAGAGGGAGGCCACCAACUACCGACAUAAACUGAGAGAGAAGUUCAAGCACUUCCCACAGAUCAGGCGCAUCGCUCAGCAUCGACAUCUCCCCAAGGCCCUUUACCACCAGUCUAUGGAGCUAAGGACAAUGAAGGAGGCUUGCCGCAGAAAGGAGAAGAACGUUCGCACGCACAGCAAACCAGGAAGUGUGCCUGUCUUAUCUGAGAAAGAGAAGCAUGUUGUGUCUGUGGUCAAAUAAAAAAAGAGAAUUAAUACACAACACUCUGGAGAUUCAUCACACAUAUACAGGGUUUGAUCAGACUGCUCUUGCUUUCCAAUCUUGCAAUUACCUUCUCACUGAGCAUGUUUUUACAAGUCAAAGCAUUCAUCUUGCACCUUUCAAAUCGUAUUUGAUUAUGCAUUUUCAGAAGUGACGUUGAAUUGUUCCUUUAAAGCAGUGAUUCCCAACCAGGGUGCCAUGACACACUACUAGUCUGCUGUGAGAGAUCAUGAGGGGUGCUGUGGAAAAUUAUCUUCUUUCACCCAAGUUGUCUGAAAAUAAUUAUUUAUUAAUUACACAUUUGUAAUUGUUCAUCUCUAUACGACAGGCAGAACAAUUUUCCAUUACAUGGCAGAAGGUACCACCUUUUGCCAUUCAUGGCAGAAUAACUCAUUGCUUCAUGCGAGUAUCUCAACUUUGUGUUCAGUUCAGUUUAUACUCCUAGAGACAUUAUUGUUUGGUGGUGUUCCCUGAGAUUUUUCUGUCAAAUGGUUACCUUGACUCAAAAUAUGUUGGGACACAUUGCUUUAAAGCAAUCACAAUCUCUAUACUGUCAAUGUCAACCAAUGGAUGUAAGUAGAGAAUCACCAAUUCCUUGAGACUCAAUCCAUUUUCCACAGCGCUUGUUCUCAUUUGGGGUGGGAGGUGAGCUGAAGACCUGUUUGUCUAAAUUAAACAAAAAUAAAGAAAAUCCCACAAUUA
Molecule: messenger RNA, 2247 nt
Organism: Phyllopteryx taeniolatus (common seadragon)
Lineage: Eukaryota; Metazoa; Chordata; Actinopteri; Syngnathiformes; Syngnathidae
Gene: dcaf13
Product: ddb1 and cul4 associated factor 13
Exons: 12
Coding region: 145-1524 (459 amino acids)
Biological process (GO): maturation of SSU-rRNA from tricistronic rRNA transcript (SSU-rRNA, 5.8S rRNA, LSU-rRNA)
Cellular component (GO): nucleolus; small-subunit processome
Molecular function (GO): protein binding
Source: RefSeq, a predicted model, not a curated record